AUGUGGUUUCUAUGUGUGUUUUAUCACAGACUGUUGGACUUCAGGAGACCAGAAGUAGAGGCUCUUGCUGAGCUCUUGUUGAAAACAGAUUCAAAUCAAGAAGGAGGAGGAAGCCACGGUUCCCAAUUCUUGGUGGAGUGGAGGCUCCCUGAGAAUCACCACCCCGACUCUCCCUUCCACUUUGUCUCUCUACCUUCUGAGGAUAUUGCUCGAAAAAUUGCGCAGAGAAGUCUACUUGUUAAGGGAAUCUAUGAACUUUGGGGAGAAGGCAGCUGCUAUGAAGAAUUAGAAAGGGCUAUAAAAGAGUUUCCAGAUGAACGGAAGCUGCAAUACUUGGCUGCAGGGAGCACAUUUAGGAUCACUGUGGACAGCUUUGGCAAGGUUCUCAGCUCGCAAGAUCAAAAUGAACGUAUGGCGAGACUUGUAUAUAUACCUUUCAAGGGUCGAGUUAAUUUACGGAAACCCGAUCACAAGUUCUGGCUGAUGGAAACCGAUGACUAUGGGUCAAACAAUGGCCUCCCACCUGUUGUUCAGAAGAGAAUUUUCUUUGGUCGGGAAGUGGGAGCAGCUGAUAGAAAGCUUUUGCCAACCUAUGAGCUGAAGAGUCGAACCUAUUUGGGACCGACUGCUAUGGAUGCGGAGAUGGCAUUUCUCAUGGCCAAUCAAGCCUUGGCUCGGCCUGGAAAACUCGUGUAUGACCCUUUUGUUGGAACUGGAAGCAUUCUUAUUGCUGCUGCACAUUUUGGAGCGAUGACAAUGGGUGCAGACAUUGACAUUAGGGUAGUUCGUGAUGGUCGUGGACCUGAUUGCAAUGUUUGGAGCAAUUUUAAGCAAUAUGAUUUACCUGCACCCUUAUCUAUUCUAAGGGCAGAUAAUAACCUUCCGCCUUGGCGUUCGGGACUGAAAGAGGUGUUUGAUGCAAUUAUAUGUGACCCCCCAUAUGGGGUUCGAGCUGGAGGCAGGAAAUCAGGUGGACGGAAGCUACUCAAGGGUGCUGUGGCCCCCUACACUGUCCCCGAAGAUAAACGUAGAGACCACAUUCCCUCUACUGCCCCUUAUAGUCUUGCUGAAUGCAUUCACGAUUUGCUCGAUUUGGCAGCUCGAAUGCUUGUUAGGGGGGGGAGGCUUGUCUUUUUUUACCCAGUUGCAAGAGAGGAGGGACCCACCAUGAUUCAAUUCCCAGAACACCCUUGCUUGACUACGAUUGCUACUUCUGAGCAAAUCCUUAGCCUAAGAUAUAGUCGCUAUUUGCUAACCAUGAUUAAGACUGCUCAUUAUACUGAAGAAUUGGAAGAGCUGGCUAGAGAGAAGCACUGGGAGUUUAAGGAGAACCAUGCCAAGUGGUUGGAGGAUGGUGGACUGCAUUCUGCUGUUUUUAACCCUUUGGGUUUGAUGGAAAAUUUGAAAGUGGAGAGAGAUUCGAAGCCAAAGUAUAGAGGGAAGUAUGUUUAAGGGAAGGAGCCUCAUGGUUUUUAGACUGUUUGAUGCUGAUCACUUCUAAUUUUCUUGGUUAAGUGAUUGUUGUUUUGUUUAGAAGGUUAUUCUGAUCAUUUACAAGGGGUUGUUUAGCCGGUUUUGCUUAGCCAGGUUUGCAAAGAUCGGGGGGAGACGCAGUGAAGUUGAGGAUGUUAUUGUUACUUACGAGGGGUGGUUACGUCAUUUGACUGAAAAGUUUAACGAGUUCCAAAAGAUGAUAUUGUUUUUUAUUAUAGAAGAAUAUUUC
Amborella trichopoda is the source of this 1723-nucleotide messenger RNA. It is a transcript of the gene TRM11, whose product is annotated as tRNA modification 11 protein. Gene Ontology annotation, biological process: methylation. Gene Ontology annotation, cellular component: cytoplasm. NCBI's taxonomy places the organism in Eukaryota, Viridiplantae, Streptophyta, Magnoliopsida, Amborellales, Amborellaceae. The record is from RefSeq and is a predicted model, not a curated record. Gene Ontology annotation, molecular function: tRNA (guanine(10)-N2)-methyltransferase activity; nucleic acid binding.